Molecule: messenger RNA, 1028 nt
Organism: Pocillopora verrucosa
Lineage: Eukaryota; Metazoa; Cnidaria; Anthozoa; Scleractinia; Pocilloporidae
Source: RefSeq, a predicted model, not a curated record
AUUUAUACGCUGUGAUCAAAGUAACCAUGAGUAGGAAAACCCAUUCGGAGGGCCAAAAAGAACAAACACAUGGUUUGGAAGAUGCGGAAAAGUUCUUUAAAGAUGCCUGCGAAAUAUUUCAGCGAGAAGCAGCAAAACUUCGCCAGGAGAGAGAAGCGAUUGACGACAUGUCGAAGAAGUUGGACCAUGUUCACUUUUCUUCGACUGUAAAACUCAAUGUCGGCGGCCACCACUUCACAACAAGUCUUCAAACGCUUACUAAAGAUCCAAAUUCGAUGCUGGCAGCCAUGUUUUCCGGGAAGUUUGAAAUGAAACCUGCUGAAGACGGCGCUUUCUUCAUCGAUCGUGAUGGAACUCACUUCCGAUUUAUACUUAAUUAUCUUCGCAAUGGGGAGUUAAUUUUACCAGACGGCGCAGCAUUUCUCAAAGAGCUCGAAGCUGAAGCUAAGUUCUACCAGAUCCAAGGAAUUCUGGAGGAGUUGAAGCCUAAAGCACCGAAGAAUUUUGAAGAAUCAGUGAUUCUGACAAAUGAAGAGCACCGAACCAAGCUUAUUGGUUGGCUGCCUCAAUAUAAUAAAUGGCAUCUACUGUUCCGUGCUUCUCGAGAUAGCUUCAAAGCUCUAGCAUUUCACGCAAAAUGUGAUGACAAAGGGCCCACAGUUACCAUUGUGAAAAGCGGAAACAAUGUUUUUGGAGGAUUCACGAGGAAUUCUUGGAAAAGUGACGGUGAUCACCUUCCCUCCGAAGAAGCGUUCUUGUUCAGCAUGGUGAAUCCGCAUGGACUGGCACCGCGUAAAAUGCUACUAAACAGAGAAAAUAAGCAACAUGCUAUUUAUUGUAGCAACAUUGCUGGACCUUCAUUUGGAGGGGGGUGUGACUUAUACAUAUCCAACCUUGCAAACACAAGUCAUUCAAGUAGGAGUAAUCUCGGCCACACGUAUCAGCUUCCUGGAGGAUAUCAGAGCACAUUCUUUACGGGAGCUCGAGAGUUUAUUGUGACAGAUUACGAGGUGUUUGGAGUUAACUAG